UGCAAACAGAUGCCAAUGAAAUGUCUCAAUGAACUGUUUUUUUAGCUUUUAUUUGUCCUCCAAAAGCUAAUUUUACCGGUCGAAGUUAUGCAAACGUGGAGUCUCGUAUCCAUUUGUGUGUUGCUCGGCGUUGUUGUGAGAUGGGGUGUUUCGUUAAAUUCAUAUUCAGGGGCGGGGAAACCUCCCAUGUUUGGCGACUAUGAAGCUCAAAGGCACUGGCAAGAGGUGACCUACAACCUCCCUCUGCAGGAGUGGUACUUUAACACCACUGAGAAUGAUUUGAACUACUGGGGUCUUGACUACCCUCCUCUGACUGCCUACCACAGCCUGAUCUGUGCUUAUGUAGCCAAGCUAAUAAACCCUGAAUGGGUGGAGCUCCAGACAUCCAGAGGUUACGAAAGUCCAGCGCACAAGUUAUUCAUGAGAGCUACAGUCCUGGUGGCAGAUUUGUUGAUAUACAUCCCUGCAGUGGUUUUAUACUGUUUAUACCUGACUGAUGGAUCCUCUAAAAAAAAGGUUUCCACUCUGUUCUGCUUCCUUCUGUACCCUGGGCUAAUCCUCAUUGACUAUGGGCAUUUCCAGUACAAUGGAGUGAGUCUGGGCUUUGCCCUGUGGGGGAUUCUGGCUCUGGGUCUGGGCUGGGAUGCGUUGGGCUCCAUGGCCUUUUGUCUGGCUCUCAACUACAAACAGAUGGAGCUGUACCAUGCUCUGCCCUUCUUCUGCUACCUGCUGGGGAAGUGUGUCAAACUGGGCCUGAUGGGGCGAGGGCUUUUCCUGUUGGUGAGAAUUGCUUCAACGGUGUUGGUAACUUUUGCUCUUUGCUGGCUGCCCUUCCUGUCUGACCGCAGUCAGGCCAUGCAGGUGGUCAGGAGAAUCUUUCCCGUGGCUCGAGGUCUAUUUGAGGAUAAAGUGGCCAACACAUGGUGCAGCUUGAACAUCCUGAUAAAGAUCAGAUCCAUUCUGUCCAGUGACUCCCAGAUCUACCUCAGUUUUGCCUGCACUCUCCUGGCAGCCCUACCUUCCUCUGUCAGACUUCUGACAAAGCCCACCUUCUGGCAGUUUAAACUGGCCUUGGCUAAUUCAUCUCUGGCAUUUUUCCUCUUCUCCUAUCAAGUCCACGAGAAGUCCAUCCUCUUGGCUGCCUUGCCUGUCUGCCUCCUGCUGAAUGACCUCCCCUUGAUGGUUAUUUGGUUCCUGCAGGCCUCUACAUUCAGCAUGCUGCCUUUGUUUUUGAAGGACGGUCUACUGGUGCCCUACGUUGUGACCUCACUGGCCUUCCUCUACUUCAGCAUCUAUCUUCUGCCUGCACUGGAGCACUGUUCAGAGGAAGAACUGAGACUGGGAGCCUACCACAGGCUGUUUUUCUGCCUACCUAAACUGGACCUGGCCUGCCUUGUGAGAUGGAAGUUCUACAUCAGCAUUGCAGUCAUGGCUGGUCUGAGCAUUGUGAGUGUAGCUCUGGUUCCUCCACCACAUCUACCUGACUUGUUUCCUGUGUUGGUGUCUACUACUGCUUUCCUGCACUUCUGGGGAACAUUUAUAUAUUUCAACAUUGUCCAGUUCAGCGAGCCACCCACCAGAAAGAGCCAGAAGAAGAACAACUGAAUGGUGCCAAAUGUGGUGAUGUACACGGCAGGAGAUUUCUAAAUAAUUUAGCUCCAGGAAAGCCACUGUUAUACCAUGGGACUCUUAAUGUGCAUGAAGGCUUUCACUCAUGCCAUCAUGUCCCCAGUGCAGAUAGCACAAAUGGUAUAGCUGCAAUGAUUAGUUGAUCAAAUGAAAAUGGCAAAUUUUCAAGCAAUGCCACACAUUUGAUGGUUCCAGCUUCUCUAAUAGGAUAAUUUUCUGCUUGUCGUCUUCUUGCAUUACACGUUUUAGGUUGUUGCCCAGACAAAACGAGAGAUUUGAUGAUAAUACCUUGGUCUCUCCGAAAUUGUAAUAAGCUUAAUUCUUAUACUACAAAAUGGCAAUGUAGAGGAGAUGUGACAUCAAGAGAAAGGGCAAUGAUGUUUCUCCAGUUUGGACCAAAUAAAUUCAUGAAAUCAGUCCUCUCCUUUUUCAAAAUCACUUUUUAGUUUAGUCUUUACUUGUACUUUAUCCUUUAUACUUUUUGCUUUGACCAAUGAUACUUCACUCUUCAAACUACACUAUUGCUGGCUAAUCUCAAAAGUACAAAUAGGCAAGCAGGGUGCAGCCUACACACUUGACCUUAGAUAGCUCUGUGCCUGUAUGCUCAAGAUGCAUGAGGUGCCCACAAUAAUAGGAACCUCUGUUUCAGAGGUGUUGAUUUGAUUUUAACUGGUAACUUUUAAAGACAUAGUUGGUGGUGAUUCUAGACGUAUGAUAUUGUAAGGUGUUCCUGUUAAUUUGUCCACCUUCAUUACCUCUUCUGGCAGUUGUGAUUAAAACAACUACCUGAUGGGACUGGAUGUCAGCAGACAGCUGUCAUUAUCUAUUCAUGUGAACUUUUUUUUUUUUUUUUUUUUUUUACGAUUUUCUACUGUAUAUUUUUUAC
Micropterus dolomieu (smallmouth bass) is the source of this 2515-nucleotide messenger RNA. RefSeq names its product ALG6 alpha-1,3-glucosyltransferase (gene alg6). Gene Ontology annotation, cellular component: endoplasmic reticulum membrane. Gene Ontology annotation, molecular function: dolichyl pyrophosphate Man9GlcNAc2 alpha-1,3-glucosyltransferase activity. Lineage: Eukaryota; Metazoa; Chordata; Actinopteri; Centrarchiformes; Centrarchidae. The record is from RefSeq and is a predicted model, not a curated record. The transcript has 14 exons. Gene Ontology annotation, biological process: protein N-linked glycosylation. The coding region runs from base 88 to 1605 and encodes 505 amino acids.